Cataglyphis hispanica is the source of this 2103-nucleotide messenger RNA. RefSeq names its product carbohydrate sulfotransferase 11-like. The record is from RefSeq and is a predicted model, not a curated record. The coding region runs from base 704 to 1798 and encodes 364 amino acids. Gene Ontology annotation, cellular component: membrane. Gene Ontology annotation, molecular function: sulfotransferase activity. Lineage: Eukaryota; Metazoa; Arthropoda; Insecta; Hymenoptera; Formicidae. The transcript has 5 exons. Gene Ontology annotation, biological process: carbohydrate biosynthetic process.
AUGUAUGUGUGUGUGUGUGUGCGCGUGCGUGUAUGUAUGUAUGUAUGUAUGUAUGAGAGCAGCGCGCGUGCGUACGUAUGUGUGCAUUAUCAUCUUAAUUAUAUAUUUAUACAAUCUUUAAUGAAUAUAAAAGCAAUGAUUUGAUCUCUAAUAUGAGAUUGAUUUAUUUUUCAAUAAAUUUAAGCAAAGUAAGAUUUUUUCAAUUUAAUCAUUUUUGUGUUUACAUAUGUAUGUGUAUACUUACAAGGUGUAUACUUACAUAACAUAAGAAAAUUAUCAACAUAUUAUUUUGCCUUAUUGUUUUUUCAAUACUUGAUAAUCAUUUCAUAGAAAAAAGUGUUUAAUAAAUGGAAUAAGAAGAAAUCAGUAGAGAUGAGAUAAGAAUUAUCAUUCUAAUACCACCCACAUAAAGAGGGAAUCUCCCAAACAGAUAUGUUUGUCCUGACAGAAGACAAAAGUACAGAAGGACUUUAUCACAUGUUGUGGUAUUAUUUUGCCGUCAGUUGUUAUUUUCUAAUCUUUCAUAAAUUUCGGUUAAAGAGUAUUGUAGAUGAUGUUCCAAACUUUAAUUAAAUAUGUAUAUAUUUAUUUUUCAGAAUUUAUAUACAUAAUUGUUAUGAAAUUUUCAAUUUUUUAAAUGAAUUUUUGAGCCAAGAUUAUUUUGAGUAUCACGUGACUGUACCUUAGUUUAACUGCAUUAACAAUGUCUGUUAAAGCGCAGUGUUUUAAGUGCGGUUUGUGCGCUGUGUUUUAUCUCAUCAUCUGCUUUAUUUUAAUUAAUAUGAAGAAAAGUUAUAACUUGAAAGAAGAACCAACAAACAACUUGAUAGCGACCGAACGUCAGCUGCAAACAUUCGGGUUCUCGAUUUCAGAUAGGAUAAUUAAGAAUGUCGAGUCGGAGAUCGAUAUGUUGCGGAUAGAUGAGUUGAAGGGUGAAACUAUUGAUCUGCAGAAGAGCACGACUUUGCUCAAACAAGUGUCCAACAUCUGCAUGAAGUACAAUCUGAAAACCCCUCUUGUCAAAAGACAUUUUUUAUAUAACGCUAAACACAGAUCGCUAUACUGUUGGAUUCGUAAAGUUGCAUCCACCAGUUUCACCAAAUUAUUUUCCGACAUGAGCAAUCGUCAAGUCAGUCACAAAUUUUACAGAGAAGUGGACUUUUUAUCGCCAAAGAAUUUGAGAGAUCUUCGAUAUCUUGCUACCAACAAUACUGUUUUUAAAUUGCUCAUCGUCAGGCAUCCGUUUCAACGGCUAGUCUCAUCCUAUAGAGACCGCAUUGAGGAUAACAGCAGAUAUACCGCGCAAUCUUGGCUCUAUGCUCGUCAGAUUCUUUAUCUUUCAAGACCGGAACUCUUUCGUCCUAACGUAACGGGUGACAACAUCCUACAAAGAAUAUUUUUGGCAAAUAAAAGAUUAAAAAUUGUGCCUAGCUUCCGAGAAUUCUUAGAAUGGUUGCUAAAGCAACUCCCAGAUUAUGAUGAUGAUCACUGGGCCCAGUACUAUACUCAUUGCGCAGUCUGUGAUACGAGCUACAAUUUCAUUCUGAAACUAGACGAAUAUACUUUCGGGGAGGUCAAUUAUGUUCUGUCAAAAUUGAAAUUGGACAAAAGUAAGAUUUACCUGCCCAGACUGCAGCGCACUCAUGCUGGGAUCACUAACUUUGAUGUAACAUGCAAAUACUUCCAUAAUCUGACAACCGACAUAAUUCUGCGGCUGUACGAAAGGUACAAAAUAGAUUUUGAGAUGUAUAAUUAUAAAAUAGAUAAGUAUUUGCCUUGUGCUAAGAGAAAAAAUUAAUUCUGGCUUGAUAAUUGAUAUUUUAAUAAUAGAUAUCUCUUAAUCAAUAAAAAAAAGGUUUACAAUUUAUUUUUUAAUUUUUGUUUUUUUUAAUCAUUUUGAGACUAAAACUGUAACAAGACAUUGUGACAUAUAUGACAAGCAACAGAGUAAAAAAAAACUGUAUGACUUAUAAGGAUUAAUAUAAUCUUAAUAUGUAAAAAAAAGUAUAUUUUCGUCUGUAAUGAUAAUACUUACAAUAUGAUAUUAUGAUUUAUACUUACUACACAAAAUUAAAUGGAUGUUCUUAAUAAAAAAAAAAAAAA